This is a messenger RNA of Mercurialis annua (annual mercury), 3194 nucleotides long. Its product is annotated as kinesin-like protein KIN-UB. The transcript has 19 exons. Gene Ontology annotation, biological process: microtubule-based movement; cytoskeleton-dependent intracellular transport. Gene Ontology annotation, molecular function: ATP hydrolysis activity; microtubule binding; plus-end-directed microtubule motor activity. The record is from RefSeq and is a predicted model, not a curated record. NCBI's taxonomy places the organism in Eukaryota, Viridiplantae, Streptophyta, Magnoliopsida, Malpighiales, Euphorbiaceae. The coding region runs from base 113 to 2818 and encodes 901 amino acids. Gene Ontology annotation, cellular component: microtubule; kinesin complex.
UGAAUCCACCGAUACACUAAUAAACCCUCCCUCCCUCCCAAAUUAAAAUUUAACUAAAACAAAAAUAACACAGUUUUUUUUUUAAUUUUUUCUUUAAGUUUAUUUAACAAUAAUGGCGUCGAUCGCUACUAGAAAUGGCAGUCAGAAGGGAGCGCCACCAGCAGCAGCAGCAGCAAAACCGUUUUCUGCUAACGGAAAAUCCUCUUUUAAAUCCAGACACUCACAGGCGGCAUCCUCCCUCCGCCGUAGCUCCCCCGGUUCCUUCUCUAAUAACGCCGCUGACGAUGGAGUACCUGGAAGAGUUAGAGUUGCCGUAAGAUUGCGUCCUCGAAAUGCGGAAGAGCUAAUGGCAGAUGCUGAUUUUGCUGAUGUUGUUGAAGUGCAGCCAGAGCUUAAGAGGUUAAAACUACGAAAAAACAAUUGGAACGCUGAUACUUAUGAGUUUGAUGAGGUGCUCACUGAAUUUGCAUCGCAGAAACGUGUCUAUGAAGUUGUUGCUAAGCCUGUCGUCGAGAGUGUUUUAGAAGGUUACAAUGGGACUGUGAUGGCAUAUGGUCAGACUGGGACUGGGAAAACUUUUACUGUUGGACACCUGGGCGCCAAUGACACAUCAUCCCGUGGGAUUAUGGUUCGAGCAAUGGAGGAAAUUUUAGCAGAUACUGAUCUGGAAACAGAUUCUGUAUCAGUCUCAUAUUUGCAGCUUUAUAUGGAGACCAUCCAGGACCUCCUGGAUCCUGUUAAUGAUAAUAUUGCCAUUCUGGAGGAUCCAAAAACUGGUGAUGUUUCGGUACCCGGGGCAACUCUUGUAGAAAUCAGGAACCACCAGAGUUUUGUGGAUCUUCUCCGAUUAGGAGAAACUCAAAGAAUUGCUGCUAAUACAAAAUUGAAUACAGAAUCCUCCCGUAGUCAUGCUAUUUUGAUGGUUAAUGUUAAGAGGUCUGUUGCAGGGCGAGAAGAUGCCCUUCCAAAUGAAGAUGAUCAUUCCUCUCACUUGGUCAAACCUGUGAGGCCACUUGUUAGGAAGAGCAAGCUGGUUCUGGUAGAUCUGGCAGGUUCAGAACGUGUUCAAAAGUCAGGAAGUGAAGGGCAUAUGUUAGAAGAAGCCAAGUCCAUUAAUCUCUCACUCAGUGCAUUAGGAAAGUGUAUAAAUGCACUGGCAGAGAAUAGCGCUCAUGUACCAGUGCGUGAUUCAAAGCUUACUAGAUUGCUUAAAGAUUCAUUUGGAGGCACUGCGAGAACUUCUUUAAUAGUAACCAUUGGCCCAUCACCGCGCCAUCGAGGAGAGACUACAAGCACUAUACUGUUCGGACAAAGGGCAAUGAAGGUAGAGAAUAUGUUGAAAAUAAAGGAAGAAUUUGAUUACAAAAGUUUAUCUCGCAAGCUUGAAAUGCAAGUGGACAAGCUCAUAGCAGAAAAUGAAAGGCAGCAGAAAGCUUUUGAUGAUGAAGUUGGAAAAAUAAAUCAAGAAGCAGAUGAUCGAAUUACUGAAGUUGAAAGGAAAUUUGCUGAAGCUUUAGAGAAGGAGAGGCUAAAGUGCCAGAUGGAAUAUAUGGAAUCGGUGAGAAAGCUGGAGGAAAAGAUGGUUGCUAAUCAGAGAAAGCAUGAUCGCGAUCCCUUUAUCAAUGAACACUGCAAUGGACAGGUACCUAUUGCUUUUGCUUCUGAGGAAAUUGCUGAUAUAAAAAACCUGCUUCAAACUGAAAUUCAGCUUAGAAGGGUGGCUGAAGAGGAAGUGAACAAGUUUAGGAGUCAAUUGGAAAGUUUUAUGGUAGGUGGAGAUUCAGAAAUUGUAAAGCUCCACAAAAUUCUGGAGGAGGAGGCUCGUGAAAAAAAUAAAUUAGAAGAACAAAUUGUCAUUCUACAAAGUCAGUUGUUGCAAUUAUCUCUCGAAGCUGAGCAGACAAGGAGGGUCCUUGAUAGAGUUGGAUCUGGAAAUGCUUAUCCUGGUUUAGAUUCUUUUGUAUCUCAAGUUGGACAUUCCCAUUUUAAAGACCCUGUGAAUGGAAAGAAACCGCCGAUGUCUGCACUCUUUGAACAAGUUGGUUUACAAAAAAUUUUGUCAUUGCUCGAGUCAGAUGAUGCCACUGUUCGAGUUCACGCAGUAAAAGUGGUUGCUAAUCUAGCCGCUGAAGAGGAAAAUCAGGAAAGAAUUGUUGAAGCUGGAGGUCUUACUUCUUUGCUGAUGCUUCUUAGAAGUUUUGAGGAUGAAACGGUUCGCAGAGUUGCAGCUGGUGCAAUUGCCAAUCUUGCAAUGAAUGAAGCUAAUCAAGAGAUAAUAAUGGCUCAAGGAGGGAUCAGUUUAUUAUCAAUGACUGCAGCUGAUGCCGAGGAUCCUCAAACUCUUCGAAUGGUGGCUGGGGCUAUUGCAAAUCUUUGUGGAAACGAUAAGCUCCAAAUGAGGCUAAGGUCUGAAGGUGGGAUAAAAGCCUUGCUAGGAAUGGUGAGGUGUGGACAUCCUGAUGUUCUGUCCCAGGUUGCACGUGGAAUUGCCAACUUCGCAAAGUGCGAGUCCCGAGCAACUACUCAAGGUACAAAAAGUGGAAGAUCCCUUCUUAUAGAAGAUGGAGCACUUCCAUGGAUUGUACAAAAUGCUAAUGAUGAAUCUUCAUCAAUCAGACGCCAUAUUGAGCUUGCGAUAUGCCACUUGUCACAGCAUGAGGUAAAUGCAAAGGACAUGAUUAGUGGAGGUGCAUUAUGGGAGCUAGUUCGUAUCUCAAGAGACUGCUCUCGUGAGGACAUCAGGAAUCUUGCUCGUCGAACAUUGAAUUUGAGCCCUAUCUUCAAGGCUGAAAUGAGACGGUUACGGAUAGAUUUUUGACCCUACAAGUAAUUCAGGUAUUUAAUAUGAUACAGCUCAUCUGAAUGAAUAUCCCUCCUCGCCUUUGUGUAGCAUACCUGAUUAUUGAAGUCGGAAACGUACAAUAUUUAAGGAAUUGAUAUCAUGCAGUCUCCGUGUAAAGAGCUAAGGUAUGGUUUAGAAAUGUGUAAUAUCUGAUAUCUUGUAUGUUUAGCUUUUUAAAGUUGAUUAAUGUUAGCAAAAAGAUAAAACACAGAGAAGGUGAGAAGACGGUUUUGUAGCUGAAAGUAGGCGAAAUGUUUUUAUUUGAAUUGUAUGUCAUAAGCUAGGCUGGUGUCCAAUUUUAUAGGUUUGUAAAUUAAUUCGAUCUUAAUAUUAAUGAAUAUUGAAUUAUUUA